This is a messenger RNA of Soboliphyme baturini, 1155 nucleotides long. The record is from the annotation of a GenBank genome assembly. NCBI's taxonomy places the organism in Eukaryota, Metazoa, Nematoda, Enoplea, Dioctophymatida, Soboliphymatidae.
AUGACAGCAAACAGUCAAGACGCAAACAAGUGGAUACUGCUAUUCAAAAGACUUGUCUCAGUAAUUAUAAACUUAUUUUUAAUUGGCUUCAUUAUUCACAGCUUUUCGUUUUUAAGCUCAAGUAACCUCCGUGAUCUUUUUCCAGCUUUUCGUCUCGGCGGUCGCUAUGCGUAUCUGUGGAUUGGCAUUCUGUUUUUUGGCAUCUCGUUCGAAACCAGGUUCCUCUACAUUGCUUCGCAGAAUUACAUCUGGCACGCGCAGUCGAUACUGACGUUUUUUGGACGACGCGUGCCGACAUAUAUCUUACUGUUCCAGCACCCAGUAUUUGAUUUCACGAAUUUCAUUUCUAGGUUGUAUUUUCCAACAUGUAUUGAAGGUCUGGCGGCUGCUCUCGGCUCGUUGGUUCUCACGAUGCCAUUCAAUAUGAUCGGUUCAAAGUUUUUGUGGUGGACCUACCAUCAAAGUCACCCUUACCUGCAGGAACGCACGUUCCUCGUUCCAUGGGCGCUACCUGUUACGCACGCUAUAUCGCUUUUUGUCUUUGUCAGCCUCGUCAACUUACUGCAGCAUUUCUUGGUUUCCAGCGAUUACGACUGGAAAAAGUUCAUCAGAGAAAUCGUGUGCGUUUCCGUGCCGGCAGUAAUUUCUCCAUACUGCGGUGUGGUGCUAUACGAGUCGGUUUUUGCUCUGCUGACUGUCUUUUGGCACGUUCCCGUUCGGAGCGUUGCUAUAACUCUGAUGUUUAGCCUCCUUGUGCUUUUUUGGUUGAUAGACCGUCGAUCAGUUCGCAAAUACGCGUUCGGACGUGAGUUUUCUGGCAACACCUGCCGUUUGUGGUGGUUCGACGAGUUGUUUGUGCUCGUUUUAUGUCUCUACUCUGUAUUCUUUGCGCUGCUAUUUGUCGAAGACCCCGAAAGCAUCGUUUCCACCGGCAUGCACCAACCGAUUGGAUCAUGUGAUCAAGAGGAGCACUUUCAAAACUCAUUUGGUUUGGUAAGUAAUGCUUGCACCUCCUUUCCAGCCUUUUUGUGUUCUCCGUUUGUUUAUCACUGCAGAGAGAGUGGUAGUGUUGUUCUCGCCACAAGCAGUGAAAGCCUUUUGUUCAUUACAUGGCCGACUAGAUGUUUGUUUGCGUCUUGCAACAUAAGAACGUGA